Molecule: messenger RNA, 567 nt
Organism: Baudoinia panamericana UAMH 10762
Lineage: Eukaryota; Fungi; Ascomycota; Dothideomycetes; Mycosphaerellales; Teratosphaeriaceae
Exons: 1
Coding region: 1-567 (188 amino acids)
Source: RefSeq, a predicted model, not a curated record
AUGACCGGCCUUCAUCCACUCAUGUAUGACCACACCUACACGGUCCCGCAAACGCGGAGGCACUACUUCACCAUGUACACUCCGCGCGCCCAAACAGCUUUCCGCUUCCAGCAGUUCUUCUUCGAGCAGAAGGCCAAGCUCUCCAACCUCCUCAAUACCGUCGGCCAGGACGCGAAGGCCGCACCAUUCCCAAUCUGCAUGGACUACCCAGAGCUCACCUCAGCCAUCACCCAGUUGCUAUGCGACGCUCAAGCCGCUUGCGGACUCACCUAUGACCAGAUUCAGCAAGCCGGCAUUGAGACGGGUCCUUUCGCAGAAAAGGUCGAGUUCGCUGAGAACGUCGCCGCAGACAUCCGCAUGCGUGCGAUGAGCGUCGUCAAGCCCGCCACUGUCCUUCGAAAGAGGGGCAGAAGGGUUGAUGAGGAGGAGGAGGCCUCGGUUUCGUUCGCUAAGCGCAGCAGAAAUGCCGCAGCUGAUUACGACAUGGUCAUCGAGCCGAACCAGUGCGCACCCUACGCCGACCCCCUCCUCCUGACUGCCAUGUGGACGCAGCCGAUGUGUCUGUGA